CAAGGUUUCGCUGACAAGCGCCUGCGCACGGCAGCUCCAUCCAGCAAGGGAACCUUGAAUUUCUUUGGGAUUCCUGAUCUGCAGUGCAGAGCAAAGCGGAGGAACGUCUUGCAGCUGCUGCUGGGUUUGCAAAAGCGAUCCAAAAGGGAUUUAAAACGGCAGAGACAAGCACGAAUCAAUUCACUUCUGAUUCUUAAGCAGUUCUUAAUUAUUUUGCUUUUAAAGAUCUGAACCGUUCUGUUUCAGCCUUUGUUUUAGGGGACAGCAUACACCACAAACUGCAUAAUGGGGAAACAAAAUAGCAAGCUGGCUCCUGAAGUGAUGGAGGAUCUGGUAAAAAGCACAGAGUUUAAUGAACAUGAACUCAAACAGUGGUACAAAGGAUUUCUAAAGGAUUGUCCUACUGGGAGACUGAACCUAGAGGAGUUUCAACAGCUUUAUGUAAAGUUUUUCCCCUAUGGAGAUGCUUCAAAGUUUGCUCAACAUGCCUUUAGAACCUUUGAUAAGAAUGGCGACGGAACCAUUGACUUCAGAGAGUUCAUUUGUGCACUCUCUAUCACCUCAAGGGGCAGUUUUGAACAGAAACUAAACUGGGCCUUCAAUAUGUAUGACUUAGAUGGAGAUGGCAAAAUCACCAGAGUGGAGAUGCUGGAAAUUAUAGAGGCCAUUUAUAAAAUGGUGGGCACUGUGAUAAUGAUGAAAAUGAAUGAAGACGGCCUCACACCUGAGCAAAGAGUAGACAAGAUUUUCAGUAAGAUGGAUAAGAACAAAGAUGACCAGAUCACACUGGAUGAAUUCAAAGAAGCUGCAAAGAGUGACCCUUCCAUUGUAUUACUCCUGCAAUGUGACAUUCAGAAAUGAGCUCGUGUAAAAUGCUUUCAUGGACUGCACAGAAUUUAAAUGUUCCAUUCAGUUUGCAGCUAUUUCCACACACACACACACACACACACCAAACAAACAAACAAAAAUUGCUUGGACUACCUAUCAGUGGACUUGCUUCUUGUGUUUGAAACACUUGUGUGCAUGAGAAUGUCAACUGCUACAGAAUUUUAAAAGUAUAUAUUAUGAAAAAAAUGCCACAAUGUGAUGUGUGCAGUGUCAUUUCAUAAGUCCUAUUCCUCUGAUGCCUGUGCAGCAUUACCAUGCUGCAAUGAACUAUACUAUUUAUUGUUCAUGUUUUACUGAUGCUAGCUAUAUGUCUCCUAAACUGGGUAAUGUUAGUGACACUAAAAUCCCCAUGGUAGUGUAACAGUUCCUUAGCAAAGAUGUCACCAUCCUGCUGUAUAGUAGUAGUGGACAGGCAGAGGGAAGCUCCUCAGUUCAUGAGUCUGAUCCAGACAUGUGCUUGUAUUGUCAGUGAAUAUAAAUGUAUUUCAUUUGCAUGACUUUUAGGUUUGCCUUAAUUCUUACCAUUUGCAUCCUUUCAAUCCGAAAAAAAGAGAGAGCUAUGUCAGAGGAAUGACGUAUAUGACAAAACUUUUUUAAAAAGCUAAACCUUCUCAAGUGUUCCCUUAAUUGAAAGUUAACAUAUAAAUAUAUAUAAUAUAAAUAUAUAAAACACAUUUAAAAUAUUGCUUUACUGGAAGUUUAAAAUGUUUUGU
Rhineura floridana is the source of this 1601-nucleotide messenger RNA. It is a transcript of the gene VSNL1, whose product is annotated as visinin like 1. Gene Ontology annotation, molecular function: calcium ion binding. The record is from RefSeq and is a predicted model, not a curated record. Lineage: Eukaryota; Metazoa; Chordata; Lepidosauria; Squamata; Rhineuridae. The transcript is spliced from 4 exons. Bases 286 to 861 code for a protein of 191 amino acids.